Messenger RNA from Microsporum canis CBS 113480, 2523 nucleotides. RefSeq names its product pre-mRNA-splicing factor syf1. Gene Ontology annotation, cellular component: post-mRNA release spliceosomal complex; Prp19 complex; U2-type catalytic step 2 spliceosome. The record is from RefSeq and is a predicted model, not a curated record. NCBI's taxonomy places the organism in Eukaryota, Fungi, Ascomycota, Eurotiomycetes, Onygenales, Arthrodermataceae. Gene Ontology annotation, molecular function: protein binding. Gene Ontology annotation, biological process: generation of catalytic spliceosome for first transesterification step; mRNA splicing, via spliceosome. The coding region runs from base 1 to 2523 and encodes 840 amino acids. The transcript has 5 exons.
AUGCCUGGGACUCUUGUUGGCUCACGGCCCCAGCAGCUGUCGUCUGAGCGGGACAAGAUGGACUCGUCUCCCCGUCGGGAUCUUUAUUUGAUCGCGAAUGACGAUACUGUCUAUGAGCAGGAUAUCCUUCGUGACCCGGGAAGCAUCAAGCCGUGGCUCUCCUACAUUGAACACAAGAAGCAGAAUGGAACGCUAUACGAGCAGUCUUUUGUUAUGGAGCGGGCCUGCAAACAAUUACCCCGAUCAUACAAGCUGUGGAAAAUGUAUCUUGAACUUCGAGUCAAUCACGUCCACGAGCGAAACCCGUCCACUUACCAAGCUGAAUACCACAAGGUCAACGCGCUCUUUGAACGGGCCGUUGUCCUGCUGAACAAGAUGCCUCGCAUCUGGGAGAUGUACCUCAAUUUCUUACUGGAGCAACCUCUUGUCACUCAAACUCGACGGACGUUUGAUCGUGCGCUCCGUGCCCUUCCUAUCACCCAGCACAAUCGUUUAUGGAAAAUUUACAAAUCUUUUGCUGUAUCCGCAUCUGGCGAUACUGCAGUGAAGGUUUGGAGUAGAUAUAUGCAAAUCCACCCGGAAGACGCCGAAGAAUAUAUUUCAAUUUUGGUUCAAAUGAAGCAAUACAACGAGGCUAUAAAAUGGUACAUACGGAUCCUAGAUGACCCUCGGUUUCAAUCAAAAAACGGUCUUAGCCACUUCCAACUCUGGACUGAAAUGGUUGAAUUACUCGUCAAUAAAGCCAAAGAAAUUGAAACUGGGCCUCAAGUGGGUAUCAAUGUUGACUCGAUAAUUCGAAGCGGCGUCGAUAAGUUCCCGGACCAACGGGGCAGGUUAUGGGCUGGGCUGGCUACAUACUGGAUAACUAAAGGAAACUUCGAAAAGGCGCGAGAUGUCUUUGAAGAAGGAAUCACCACUGUCAUGACGAUCCGGGAUUUUACUAUGAUAUUUGAUUCCUAUGUUGAAUUUGAGGAAUCAAUUAUUGGUGCCCUUAUGGAAAAGGCCGCUGCCCGAUCGGAGAAAGGAAAACUAGAUGAGACUGCAGAUUUUGACUUGGACCUACGCAUGAUGAGAUUCGAACAGCUUAUGGAUCGCCGACCAUUCUUAGUUAAUGAUGUGCUUUUAAGACAGAAUCCCAACAACGUGAUCGAAUGGGAAAAGCGUGUUGUGCUAUGGGGUGACAAUAAGACAGAGGUGGUGCGUACCUAUACUGAUGCUAUUGCUACCAUCAAUCCCAAAAAAGCGCACGGCAAAUUUUAUGAACUUUGGGUCAACUAUGCGAAGUUCUAUGAAAACGGUGGAGAUCUUGAUACUGCCAGAGUAAUCAUGGAUAAAGCUGUUAAGGUUCCUUUCAAAUCUGUUUCCGAACUUGCAGAGACCUGGUGCGAGUGGGCGGAGAUGGAACUGCGAAAUGAGAACUUUGACCGCGCCGUUGAGAUCAUGGCAAAAGCGACACAGGCGCCAAAGCGAUCCACUGUUGACUACUUUGACGAAACUCUCUCUCCACAACAGCGUAUCCAUAAAAGCUGGAAGCUAUGGAGUUUUUAUGUCGACUUAGUUGAGAGUGUACGAAGUCUCGAAGAAACCACAAAAGUCUACGAACGGAUUUUUGAGCUCCGUAUCGCUACUCCUCAAACCGUUGUUAACUACGCGAAUCUUUUGGAAGAACACAAAUAUUUUGAGGACUCCUUCAAGAUUUACGAACGUGGCCUUGAUCUCUUCAACUAUCCAGUCGCAUUUGAGCUGUGGAAUCUGUACCUGACGAAGGCGGUGGACCGUAAGAUCGGCAUCGAACGACUACGAGACCUGUUCGAGCAAGCAGUGGAUGGAUGUCCACCUAAGUUCGCAAAAGUUCUGUAUCUGAUGUACGGAAAUCUUGAAGAAGAACGAGGGUUGGCACGCCACGCAAUGAGGAUCUAUGAACGUGCCACUCGUGCUGUUUCCGACGAGGAUCGAUCUGAGAUGUUCAACUUCUACAUCACUAAAUCUGCUUCCAAUUUUGGACUUACAUCGACUCGACCCAUCUAUGAGCGAGCUAUCGCAGCUUUGCCCGACAAAGAAGCCAAGGACAUGUGUCUCAAGUUUGCAGAGAUGGAACGCAGAUUGGGCGAGAUUGACCGCGCAAGAGCUAUCUAUGGGCAUGCGUCGCAAUUCUGUGACCCUCGGACCAACGCAGAAUUCUGGCAGAAAUGGGAGGCAUUUGAGGUCCAGCAUGGCAAUGAGGAUACUUUCAAAGAGAUGCUUCGCAUUAAACGAAGCGUACAAGCACAGUACAAUACCGAUGUCAACUUCAUUGCUUCUCAGGCAAUCGCCCGCAGCAAGCAGAUCGCCAAGGAUACUGUGAAUGAAGCCGCCAGCCAAGGAGAAGGGGCUGCGGAUGCCAUGGCAGCAUUAGAACGUCAAGCACAGGCACCGAUCGGUUUCGUUGCGGCCAGUACAGGCCCGGAGGGUGGCAAUCGUCCAGCCGAACCUCCCGCCCCAGCUGCCAACCCUGAUGCUAUCGAUCUUGACGAUGAGAUAUAG